AUGUCUCUAUCCGACAUCAACCCCCAGAUCGACCCCGGUGCAGAUGCUCGUGUGCCUACUGACGUCGGUUCUACACCUGCGACCACCAACGGUGCUACAAAUGGCGCCGCGGGGUUGAAGGACACUGCUGUCAACAGUGAGUCAUCUAUCCCACCACGCGCUGCACAGGCUUACGACUCAGUCAAGAAUGCUCAGAUCACCCAGGAUCUUGCCAACGGUAUUCCCACCAUACACUCUGUCCGAAGACUGUACUCAUACAUCAAAGGUCCCGUGGCCACCUCUGUCAAGAAUGAAGCCAAUGCUACGAGCAACGAAUUCUCGGCGCUUGCUGGCUCCCGUCAGACGCCUGCCCACUCGGCCGCCAACGAUACUCCUCUGACACACUACCACUCCUUCUUCUACACCCUCCUUAGCUGGAAGAACCCCCGCGCUACCGGUGCUACUUUCGCCAGCGUCCUCGUCUUCAUCUUUGCCUGCCGAUAUCUUCCCAUCAUUCGAUAUGCUCUCAAGCUUACAUGGAUGACUCUUGGUGUCGUCACACUGGCCGAGACUGCAACGAAGCUGGCUGCUGGUGGGAGCUUGACCUCAUCUAUCCGUCCUAGACGUUACUACAAGAUCCCAAAGGAGACACUCGAGGCUACACUGGACGAUGUCGAGCAGCUUAUCAACUUCUUCGUCAUUGAGUCUCAGCGUGUCGUCUUUGCUGAGAACAUUCUCGUCACUGGAGCUAUCUUCCUUGCGACCUUCCUCUCCUACUACCUUGUCAAGCUCCUCCCUUUCUGGGGCAUGGCUCUCCUCGGCGCUUCCGUCAUCUUCCUCGGUCCUCUCAUCUACGUCAUGAAUCAGGAACUGAUCGACUCCAACAUCGAACAUGCUACCAAAGUCGUUACCCAGCAAACCCAGCAAGUCAAGGAGAUUGCUGGUCAGCACACUGGCAAGGCUCUCGAAUCUGCUCGCACCUAUGCUGGUGAGUAUGCUGGCGCCGCCUCCGACCUUCUCGGCAAGUCCCGCCAGAAGAUUCCCGCAUUGAACAACUCGGUCAAGAAGGAGGACUUUCCUACCGCUCCCAAGACCACUCUUCCAUCCGAGCCUGUUCGAUCCGACCCUGUCGGUCCUGCGACCACCACCUCCGGAAGCGAGAUCAAGCCCGAGCCAGUUCCUGCAUCUUGA
This is a messenger RNA of Cyphellophora attinorum, 1170 nucleotides long. RefSeq lists its product as uncharacterized. The record is from RefSeq and is a predicted model, not a curated record. The transcript is spliced from 6 exons. Lineage: Eukaryota; Fungi; Ascomycota; Eurotiomycetes; Chaetothyriales; Cyphellophoraceae. The coding region runs from base 1 to 1170 and encodes 389 amino acids.